CACCUUAUUCUCUUUAUAUAUCUCUUCUUUUCCUCCUAUUUUCUACAUUCAAAAUUACAAGCUAUAGCAGCUUACAAGUAGUGACAAUUCUUGUAUGGUUCAGCAACUAACUUUUAAAUCUUCUUUACACCGUUUUUGUCUGGUAUUCCACGUAAACACACACUUCCCAAUCGAGUUAAUUUCUGUAAUGGACAAUUACGGAGCUGACAAUACUAAUGUUGAGUUUAAUAGGAUCAUAAAUGAAUUAACACAAGGUCGGGACCUUGUUCAACAACUCCAGCUCCAUCUCAAUGCUCCUAACUAUAAUUCCUCUGCUUCAUUCGAAAACACCCGGGAAAUCUUGCUUCACAAUAUCCAGUCCAAAUUUGACAAGGCUCUGUCCAUACUCCAAUACAAUAGUACUACCGGAGACAAUUCUAAUUCACCACUAACACAUUCUACUUCCCCUGCCAUUCCUGUUUUUGGAGUGUCUGAUUCUCCACGAUCGAGCCCUCCUCAUAGUGAAGAUUCUGAUCGUGACCUCGAAUCCAAAGAUCCUCAUGCUACCCGCAAGAGAAAGAGCACCACUCCACGGUGGACAAAGCAAGUUCAAAUUCAUCCAGGAGCACCACUUGAAGGGACUCUUGAUGAUGGUUUUAGUUGGAGAAAAUAUGGGCAGAAAGAUAUUCUUGGUGCCAAACAUCCAAGAGGUUACUACAGAUGCACGCUUCGACAUGUCCAAGGUUGUUUGGCCACGAAACAAGUUCAAAGAUCCGAUGAAGAUCCCACCAUUUUCGAAGUCACUUAUCGUGGAAGGCACACUUGCAGUCAAGGUGGUGGUGGUGGUGCUAGUGCCAGUAAUGUGCAUCCAGCACCACUACCUUUGGUUGUAACAAUACCUCAAAAUCAAGAACCAAACUUAGGAAAUCAUGAACAAUAUCAACUUAUCCCCGCACCACAUCAAAAUUCACCUGAAAUUCUCUUGGAUUUUCAGAAAAACCUCAGUAUCUCCAAAGAUGACUUCAACUUCAAUACUCACCAUGAUCAUCCUAACAAUGUGCCAUAUAUUCCCCCGUAUAGUAAUUUCCCUUCAUCAUCGUCGUCCCACGUUAACACUGAUCAUCAAGAUUACACCUUUGUGGCUAAUUUCUCUACAAUUCCAAUCAACAACUUUGUGGAGAAUUUUCCUCCUUCCUCUAAUAAUAUGUCUGCAGGAACUUCUCAAAUGAACAAUGCAGACUACCAAUUUAACUCAAUGGGUUUUGAAUCAAACUUCCCGUAUAAUUAUCAAGGAUUCUCUUCCUAAUUAAUCUCCCUCUUGUUCCAAGGAAGUAACUUAACUCAAGAUCACGAUGAAUCGAGGACAAUUUUGCAUCAAUUUGUUAUUAGGUAACAAGGCAUUAGGACUUAGAUGUGUUAGUUUAACCAUUUCUAAUAAUGACGAUGAUAUCCAUUUUGUUGUCAUGUGGUGGUAUCUUUGUGUUGUAGUUUCUGAAUUCAUUCAUCUGUAUUGGCAGCUUUUAAGCUUGUAACAUCUUGCAAAGGGCCAAAAAUGCCCUCAACUGUGGAAAUAGAAAUAACUUUGUACCCCGUUUGAA
Molecule: messenger RNA, 1577 nt
Organism: Capsicum annuum
Lineage: Eukaryota; Viridiplantae; Streptophyta; Magnoliopsida; Solanales; Solanaceae
Product: probable WRKY transcription factor 30
Exons: 3
Coding region: 95-1285 (396 amino acids)
Biological process (GO): regulation of DNA-templated transcription
Cellular component (GO): nucleus
Molecular function (GO): transcription cis-regulatory region binding; DNA-binding transcription factor activity
Source: RefSeq, a predicted model, not a curated record